Messenger RNA from Epinephelus fuscoguttatus (brown-marbled grouper), 3201 nucleotides. Its product is annotated as calsequestrin-2-like. Gene Ontology annotation, biological process: regulation of cardiac muscle contraction by regulation of the release of sequestered calcium ion. Gene Ontology annotation, molecular function: calcium ion binding. Bases 256 to 1485 code for a protein of 409 amino acids. Lineage: Eukaryota; Metazoa; Chordata; Actinopteri; Perciformes; Serranidae. Gene Ontology annotation, cellular component: sarcoplasmic reticulum lumen. The record is from RefSeq and is a predicted model, not a curated record. The transcript is spliced from 11 exons.
GUGACGGAGGGAGGAGGAGACAGAAGACAGGUGGAGGGAGAGAUACAGACAGAAGCAGAGCAAGAGAGAGGAAUUAGGGGCAGAGUAUUUGUGAGAAUAUUUCAUAUUUAUUACAAGAGAGGUAAUAGAGAGCAAAUUUGUAGAUUAAUCUGAGCAGCUCUACAUUGAUAUUGAUUGUACUCUUCAAGUUGGGACUUCUUUGAUUUCUCUGAAAACUUCAUUCCGGUUUGCAAACACCUCCACAACCUGGCAACAAUGCAGCAAAUCUGGCUUUCUCUGCUGUCUGGCCUUUGCCUUCGCCUGGUUUUCUUCUGCAGUGCUGAGGAAGGCCUCGAGUUCCCUAACUUCGACGGGAAGGACAGGGUGCUGGACAUCAACGAGCGCAACUACAAGAAGGCUCUAAAGAGAUACGACCUCCUGUGUCUGUUCUACCAUGAACCAAUGCCUGCCAACAAGGGCCUUCAGAAGCGGUUCCAGAUGACAGAGCUGGUGCUGGAGCUCACAGCUCAGGUCCUGGAGAACAAAGACAUCGGUUUUGGGAUGGUGGAUGCACAGAAGGAUGCCAAAGUAGCCAAAAAACUGGGUCUGGAGGAAGUGGGCAGCUUGUACAUCUUCAAGGACGACCGUGUCAUUGAGUUUGAUGGGGAGCUCUCAGCAGACACACUGGUGGAGUUUCUAUUGGAUGUGCUGGAGGACCCAGUGGAAAUGCUCAAUAACGCCAUGGAGCUGCGAGCCUUCGAGAGGAUGGAGGAAGACAUCCGCCUCAUUGGCUACUUCAAGGGAGAAGAUUCAUACUACAAAGCUUUUCAGGAAGCCUCCGAGCGUUUUCAACCUUACAUCAAGUUCUUUGCUACAUUUGAUAAAUCUGUAGCCAAACAUCUCUCCCUCAAGAUGAACGAGGUGAAUUUUUACGAGCCGUUCAUGGAGGAGCCGGCCAUCCUGCCUGGCAGACCUCUGUCAGAGAUGGACAUUGUUGAGUUUGUCACCCAACACAGAAGGGCUACUCUGAGGAAACUGCGGGCAGAGAAUAUGUUUGAAACAUGGGAGGACGACAUGGAUGGAAUACAUAUUGUUGCUUUUGCUGAGGAGGAGGAUCCAGAUGGCUAUGAGUUCCUGGAGAUCCUGAAAGACGUGGCCAGAGACAACACCAACAACCCAGAGCUCAGCAUCGUCUGGAUUGACCCUGAUGACUUUCCUCUGCUCACCACUUACUGGGAAAAAACCUUCAAGUUGGACCUGUUUAGACCUCAGAUCGGAGUGGUCAACGUCACAGAUGCGGACAGUGUGUGGCUGGACAUGUCCAAUGACGAGGACCUGCCCACCGCGGAGGAGCUGGAGGACUGGAUAGAAGACGUCCUGUCUGGCAGGGUGAACACGGAGGAUGACGAUGAGUCUGCUGACAACAAGGAAAACCUUGACGGCUAUGUGCCAGAAGACAGUUACGAAAGUCACGACCCAGAUGAGGAAGAUGACAGCGAUGACUAACCUUUAUGUCAAGGGUUGGUGUGCUGCAGUUCAGACCUGGGUCAAAACCCUGAACGCACUUGGCACAUUAGAACCAGAUUACUGACAUAUUCUCUCUUUUUUCCCAAAUAAUUUAAAAAAGUGAAAUUAAAAGAAACUAUAUGGUCUCCUACACAGUUCUACACUGUGUAGACAGUGGUUUAAAUAGUCAGGCAGAUAAGACAGAACUGAUUAAAGGUCAUCAUGGGAAACCUGUGGCCUAGUUUAUAAUAAUGUUAGCACAGUGCCUGAAGCAGUAAUUCUCCUGUACUUACCAAGGAUCAAGAUAUCAGCAUAGCUUCUGUGUGGCAUACACAACAUGUAAGUUAAAGCUCCAUUGAUAGAUUUUGGCCAUGUGGGGGCAGCAUAAUAAAAUGUAAACACUGCAUAUCACCAUGGAUUUUAUAAAGACAACCGGAUAAAGCGCUGAAGGCAGGGCCCAAUUUGUUUCUAAGAAAGCUGAUCAGUGGCUCAUGAAGCCAAAAAAAGUUUGACUUUCCAGAUAUACAAUUACCUGGAUCUUCUGCACCGUCGGCCCCAUUGAGCAGACUACAGGCUUUGCAAGCUCAGCGACUCACUGCCGCCGUCCAACCGGCUAACUUACUGUUUGGCACUACACUAACUUAAAUGGGGAUAAAAUAAUUUAAUAGUGCACCUCCUUUAGACUUUCAAAAUGUUAUUGGGCUAAAUGGAUCAAUUCCCGAUACUGCAACGAGUGAUUUUGUGAGGGUUGUGAUACUAAAAAAAUCCAUCCAUUGAUUUACAGAUGCUUUUUCCCCAUUGUAAGUCAAUGAGGAAAGGUCUUUUUGGGCCCAAUGGUAUCAUGUGACAGACCCAGCAGUUGUGAUUCCACUGUUUUGCCAGUACAAAAAAUCACAGUCCUGUGCACCUCUGGGUGCCUGAUUAUCACCUAUUAAGUUGGUAUGGCUAACAUGUUAGCAAACAGUUUCCUAUUUAUACAUCCAGCAGACAUGGAGCAACGUUAGUUUUCAAGUAGAAUGAAAUUUUGAAUGUUCGUCCAAUAGCCACUCACCUGUUAGCUCUGUUUUGGUCUCCACCAACUACUGAGUGAAAUAUCUGUCUCUGUAGUUGCUAAAUGUUUCAUUAUUUUGAGCAGCUAACUUUGCCAAUCUGCUGUUUGGUGCUGAACAGGUAGCGUACAGUUGGUUUUUAGAGCUUUUAACAAAUACAAACAAUACUAAUGUAAGCUAUGAGUGGAUGAAAACAUCAAAGCUGCGGGCCAAGAAACCAAAACAAUGACCUGAAAGACACAAAAAUGCUCUGUAAAGGCCCAAACACACCAAACCGACAUCAAAGAACUUGUGGAAACAAAGGCAGACCGUUGCGUUGCCUCAUGCCGCUCACGUCUUAGCUAAAAAGUUGUGCUUGAACACACCGCAAAGACUACAGCCAACGGCCAAUUAGCACUUACGUUCUACAUCUGUGUGAAAGAAAAUAACUCUCAGCAGGCGGCGAAGGUCUGUAUUUGUCAGCACAUCAACAACACAACCUGAUGUUGAAAGAAGAAAUUAUAUUUCUCAGUUACAAACCGUAUAUGUCAAAGAGCUCAAUGGCUAAAAAAGAUUCUUGAUAUAACAUGUUAAAUCACUAGCCCUCUGCUUAAGUUGUAUGUUUGCCUCUGUCAUUUCCAUCUCUCUGCUUGUGCUCUGAGCUGAACUGUCAAUCAGAGUGAUUUCA